AUGUUCACAACAAAAUGUGCCAUGCAAAACAUCAGAAAUGUCGCAGUUGUUGGCUCUGGUCAUGGUUCAGGAAUUGCUCAAGUUUCAGCGAGUAGCGGACUUAAUGUGAUUUUGACGGAUGUUAAGCAAGAUUCGAUUGACAAUGCGAUGAAAUCGAUUCACAAAAGUUUGACACGAAUCUCAAAGAAACAAAGCGGCAGUGACAAGGAGAAAGCCGACUAUGUGACUCUCACAAUGUCUCGCAUCAAGACUAGUAACAAUGUGUCGACAGCUGUCACCGAUGCCGAUUUGGUGAUCGAAGCAGCCAUCGAGAACAUCGACUUGAAACGGGGCUUGUUCGCUCAAAUCGAGCAGUCGGCGAAAAAAGAUGCAAUUCUGACGACGAACACAUCAUCGUUGUGUCUUGAGGACAUUGCAAAGGGGAUUGAUGACAAAACUCGCUUUGGUGGUCUUCACUUUUUCAAUCCGGUUCCAAUGAUGAAGCUGCUCGAAGUUAUUCGAUCUGAUCAAACUUCCGAUGAAACUUAUGCGACAUUGAUUAAGUACGGAAAAGCGAUUGGAAAAACGACCGUCAGUUGUAAGGAUACACCCGGAUUCAUCGUCAACCGUUUGCUCAUUCCAUUCCUUUUUGAAGCUGUCAGGAUGUAUGAAAGAGAGGAUGCAUCAAUGACGGAUAUCGACGCAGCAAUGAGACUGGGAGCCAGUCACCCGAUGGGACCAUUUGAAUUGGCUGAUUACGUGGGUCUCGAUACUUGCAAGUUCAUUAUGGAUGGAUGGGCGACCAAGUAUCCCGACAACCCGACAUUUGCACCAAGCCCGCUUAUCGAUGCCCUAGUUUCCGAAGGAAAACUAGGAAGAAAAACUAAGGAAGGAUUCUACUCUUAUAAGAAA
Messenger RNA from Caenorhabditis briggsae, 891 nucleotides. Lineage: Eukaryota; Metazoa; Nematoda; Chromadorea; Rhabditida; Rhabditidae. Gene Ontology annotation, cellular component: mitochondrion. Gene Ontology annotation, biological process: fatty acid beta-oxidation. Gene Ontology annotation, molecular function: NAD+ binding; (3S)-3-hydroxyacyl-CoA dehydrogenase (NAD+) activity. The record is from RefSeq and is a predicted model, not a curated record.